Messenger RNA from Ostreococcus tauri, 387 nucleotides. Its product is annotated as Protein of unknown function DUF842, eukaryotic. The transcript has a single exon. Bases 1 to 387 code for a protein of 128 amino acids. Gene Ontology annotation, cellular component: cytoplasm. NCBI's taxonomy places the organism in Eukaryota, Viridiplantae, Chlorophyta, Mamiellophyceae, Mamiellales, Bathycoccaceae. The record is from RefSeq and is a predicted model, not a curated record.
AUGGAGGAGCUCCAACGCGCCGUCGCGCGCUUACAAGACCAACUCGAUCUCAUGGUGUUCCGCCCGUUACAGAAGCGCGCGUUUGAGAGCUCAGCGAAGUGCUGCGAUGGGAACAAGCCGCAGAGAGAUUUCCACGCCUGUCUCGAACGCGCCGGUCAGCCCACAGCGCAGGCCGAGCGCGGGAUCACGGUGGAGCUCGGCGAGUUCUCGGGAAGGGUGCAGCGAUGCGCGCAGACGUGCGCGGAUAAGGCGCACGGCGUGGUGGAGAAGAAGGGAGAGGAGGCAGCUCAGGCGCAGAUGGAAAAAUGCGUAAACGAGUGCGGCGUCUUCUACACCAAAGAGCUCUCGGAGAUCGAGAGCAAGCUGAUGAAGCAAUGGAAGCCGUAA